CAGACUCCGCAACAGCAGGGAGAGGGGAGCCUCACUGGGAGUAGCCUGCCAGGCUGACAGUACCCCCGAGAAACCCAGCCUAGAACCAGGCCCCAGGGCCUCUGGGACCCAGAGACAAUGGAGCCCCCCCAACCCGAGCCUGCUGAGGGGGAAACACAGGCACCAGCUGCAGGGGAUGAGCUGGCGGAUGCCAUCAUGCGGCGCCGUUUCUGCCCCUCGCUGAUCACCACGGAGACAUGGGAGGGGUUCAACUUCGCCAGUUGCGAGAUCCGCAUCAAGGAGUCCACUGACUGCUACGGAGCCAUGCUGUGGCCCUCGGCCCUGGUACUCUGUCACUUCUUGGACACGAACCAAGACCAGUACAACCUGACCGACAAGAACAUUAUAGAACUGGGUGCUGGCACUGGGCUUGUGACUAUUGUUUCCAGCCUGUUGGGGGCGAAGGUGACGUCCACUGACCUCCCUGAUGUACUGGGGAACCUGCAGUACAAUGUUACCCGCAACACUAGGGGGCGCUGCAGACACAGACCAUGUGUGACGGAGCUAAUCUGGGGGCAGGACCUGGAAAAGCGCUUUCCCCGUGCCUCCUGUCACUUUGACUACAUCAUGGCAGCAGAUGUGGUGUACGCCCAUCCCUACCUCAACGAGCUAAUGGACACCUUUGAGCACCUGUGCCAGGAGCAGACGGUGAUUCUGUGGGCCAUGCGGUUCCGUCUGGACCCUGAGAACAGCUUCGUGGAGCGUUUCCAGCAGCAUUUCGACACAGAACUCAUCUAUGACCUGCCCAGCCUCAGCAUAAAGCUGUACCAGGCCACCAGGAAGGGAAGGACCUCCCAGUCCUUCUCUGGCGCUGCUGCCUGAUCUGUGCCC
This is a messenger RNA of Megalops cyprinoides (Indo-Pacific tarpon), 870 nucleotides long. RefSeq names its product methyltransferase like 21e (gene mettl21e). The transcript is spliced from 4 exons. Gene Ontology annotation, molecular function: protein-lysine N-methyltransferase activity. The record is from RefSeq and is a predicted model, not a curated record. Gene Ontology annotation, cellular component: cytoplasm; cytosol. The coding region runs from base 118 to 861 and encodes 247 amino acids. Gene Ontology annotation, biological process: peptidyl-lysine methylation. NCBI's taxonomy places the organism in Eukaryota, Metazoa, Chordata, Actinopteri, Elopiformes, Megalopidae.